Messenger RNA from Rattus rattus (black rat), 9106 nucleotides. RefSeq names its product CDC42 binding protein kinase alpha (gene Cdc42bpa). The record is from RefSeq and is a predicted model, not a curated record. Gene Ontology annotation, biological process: actomyosin structure organization; peptidyl-threonine phosphorylation. The transcript is spliced from 39 exons. Gene Ontology annotation, cellular component: cytoplasm; actomyosin; cytoskeleton. Gene Ontology annotation, molecular function: protein serine/threonine kinase activity; ATP binding. NCBI's taxonomy places the organism in Eukaryota, Metazoa, Chordata, Mammalia, Rodentia, Muridae. Bases 438 to 5684 code for a protein of 1748 amino acids.
CCAAGGGGACUUUAUUCAUUAAUGAUGCAACUGGAUUCGUUUCAGGAUUAUGUUGCACGAAUUGAAUUUUGAAUGAAGGAGGUCCUUUUUUUUUCUUUUUGAAAGAAGUGUUGAUUCUUUAGUUCGUUGUACUUUUAAUUAUUAUUUUUAUUUAAAUAUACAAUUUAAUUGUAUUAUUCUCUUAAAAAUAUUAAAUCUAUAUUUUAUGGAAACUUACCCUCAAUAUAUAUAUGUUUAUGGGUGAAAUUGAAGACGCUUCCGUUAAGUGAGGUGACUGGUGUAUUGGAUGUUUAAUUCAGCACCGGCAUUGCAUGACAGUUGUUGAAAUAACAAGUGGUUUAUUUUUAAAAACCACAUCUUUAAAAUUUUAGGUUCAGAUAGUAACAGUAGACAUCGUAAGGGCAUUUAAAAGAAAACCAGCAGAAAUCGAAGCAAACAUGUCCGGAGAAGUGCGUUUGAGGCAGUUGGAACAGUUUAUUUUAGAUGGGCCAGCUCAGACCAAUGGGCAGUGCUUCAGUGUGGAGACGUUACUGGACAUACUCAUCUGUCUUUACGAUGAAUGCAAUAAUUCUCCAUUGAGAAGAGAGAAGAACAUUCUUGAAUAUCUAGAAUGGGCUAAACCAUUCACUUCUAAAGUGAAGCAAAUGCGCUUACAUAGAGAAGACUUCGAAAUAUUAAAGGUGAUUGGUCGAGGAGCUUUUGGUGAGGUUGCUGUAGUUAAACUGAAAAAUGCAGAUAAAGUAUUUGCCAUGAAAAUUCUGAACAAGUGGGAAAUGCUGAAAAGAGCUGAGACAGCGUGCUUUCGUGAAGAGAGGGAUGUGUUGGUAAAUGGAGACAGUAAGUGGAUAACCACUCUGCACUAUGCUUUUCAGGAUGACAAUAACUUAUACCUGGUUAUGGAUUAUUAUGUUGGUGGGGAUUUACUUACUCUGCUCAGCAAAUUUGAAGAUCGAUUGCCAGAAGAGAUGGCUCGGUUUUACUUGGCUGAGAUGGUGAUAGCCAUUGACUCAGUUCACCAGCUCCACUAUGUUCACAGAGACAUCAAACCUGACAAUAUAUUGAUGGAUAUGAAUGGACAUAUUCGUUUAGCAGAUUUUGGUUCUUGUCUGAAGCUGAUGGAAGAUGGAACGGUCCAGUCCUCAGUGGCAGUUGGAACUCCAGAUUACAUUUCCCCGGAAAUCCUUCAGGCUAUGGAGGACGGGAAAGGCAGAUACGGACCGGAGUGUGACUGGUGGUCCUUGGGAGUCUGCAUGUAUGAGAUGCUUUACGGAGAAACGCCAUUCUAUGCGGAAUCUCUGGUGGAGACAUAUGGAAAAAUUAUGAAUCAUAAAGAGAGGUUUCAGUUUCCAACCCAAGUGACUGAUGUGUCUGAAAAUGCUAAAGAUCUUAUUCGAAGACUCAUUUGUAGCAGAGAACAUCGACUUGGCCAGAAUGGAAUAGAAGACUUUAAGAAACAUCCGUUUUUCAGUGGAAUUGAUUGGGAUAACAUCCGAAACUGUGAAGCACCUUACAUUCCAGAAGUUAGUAGUCCAACAGACACGUCAAAUUUCGAUGUGGAUGACGACUGUUUAAAAAACUCUGAAACAAUGCCCCCACCAACACAUACUGCAUUUUCUGGCCAUCAUCUACCAUUUGUUGGGUUUACAUAUACUAGUAGCUGUGUUCUUUCUGAUCGGAGCUGUUUAAGAGUCACAGCAGGUCCCACCUCACUGGAUCUUGACGUCAAUGUCCAGAGGACUCUAGAUAAUAACUUAGCAACUGAAGCUUAUGAAAGAAGAAUUAAACGGCUAGAACAGGAAAAGCUUGAACUUACUAGAAAACUUCAAGAGUCAACACAGACUGUUCAAGCCCUGCAGUAUUCGACUGUUGAUGGUCCACUAACGGCAAGCAAAGAUUUAGAAAUUAAAAGUCUGAAAGAAGAGAUUGAAAAACUAAGAAAACAAGUAGCAGAAGUGAAUCAUUUGGAACAACAACUUGAAGAAGCUAAUUCUGUGAGACGAGAACUAGAUGAUGCUUUUAGGCAAAUCAAAGCUUUUGAAAAACAAAUCAAAACUUUGCAGCAGGAAAGAGAAGAGCUAAAUAAGGAACUAGUCCAGGCUAGUGAGCGAUUAAAAAACCAAUCCAAAGAGCUGAAAGACGCACACUGUCAGAGGAAACUGGCCAUGCAGGAGUUCAUGGAGAUCAAUGAGCGACUAACAGAAUUGCACACCCAAAAGCAGAAACUUGCUCGCCAUGUCCGAGAUAAGGAAGAAGAGGUGGACCUGGUGAUGCAAAAAGCUGAGAGCUUAAGGCAGGAGCUGCGCAGAGCAGAAAGAGCCAAGAAAGAGCUGGAGGUUCACACUGAAGCUCUAAUUGCUGAAGCCUCAAAGGACCGGAAGCUCCGAGAGCAGAGCGAACAUUAUUCUAAACAACUGGAAAAUGAAUUGGAGGGACUGAAGCAAAAACAAAUUAGUUACUCACCAGGAAUAUGCAGCAUAGAACACCAGCAAGAGAUAACUAAACUGAAAACUGACUUGGAAAAGAAAAGUAUCUUUUAUGAAGAAGAAAUAUCUAAAAGAGAAGGAAUUCAUGCAAGUGAGAUUAAAAAUCUGAAGAAGGAGCUGCAUGACUCAGAAGGCCAGCAACUUGCUCUCAACAAAGAAAUUAUGGUUUUAAAAGACAAAUUGGAAAAAACCAGAAGGGAAAGUCAAAGUGAAAGGGAAGAAUUUGAAAAUGAGUUCAAGCAACAAUAUGAACGGGAAAAAGUAUUAUUAACUGAAGAGAAUAAAAAGUUAACGAGUGAACUCGAUAAGCUAACUUCGCUGUAUGAGAGCUUGAGUUUGCGCAACCAGCACUUAGAAGAAGAAGUCAAAGAUCUAGCAGAUAAGAAGGAGUCAGUCGCCCACUGGGAAGCCCAGAUCACAGAGAUAAUCCAAUGGGUGAGUGAUGAGAAGGACGCACGGGGCUAUCUUCAGGCCUUAGCUUCUAAAAUGACUGAAGAAUUAGAAGCGUUAAGGAAUUCCAGCCUGGGGACACGAGCGACAGAUAUGCCCUGGAAAAUGCGUCGUUUUGCAAAACUGGACAUGUCAGCUAGACUAGAGUUGCAGUCUGCUCUGGAUGCAGAAAUCAGAGCUAAGCAGGCCAUCCAGGAAGAGCUGAAUAAAGUCAAAGCAUCCAACAUCAUAACAGAAUGUAAACUGAAAGAUUCAGAGAAGAAGAACUUGGAACUGUUGUCCGAAAUCGAGCAGCUGAUAAAGGACACUGAAGAGCUUAGAUCUGAAAAGGGUGUAGAGCACCGAGACUCACAGCACUCUUUCUUGGCAUUUUUGAAUACGCCUACCGAUGCUCUGGAUCAAUUUGAAGAUUCCUUUUCUUCUUCCUCAUCUUCACUGAUUGAUUUUUUGGAUGACCGCUCUCCGUCCUGUACUCCAGCUAGCAAAGGCAGACGUAUUGCAGACUCUGCUCCGCUUCCAGUUCACACGCCAACUUUAAGGAAAAAGGGAUGCCCAGCUUCAGCUGCUUUUCCACCUAAGCGCAAGACUCAUCAGUUUUUCGUGAAGUCUUUCACUGCCCCUACCAAGUGCCAUCAGUGUACCUCCUUGAUGGUCGGUUUGAUAAGACAGGGCUGUUCCUGCGAAGUCUGUGGGUUCUCAUGUCAUAUAACUUGUGUGAACAAAGCCCCGACCACUUGCCCAGUUCCACCUGAGCAAACUAAAGGCCCACUCGGUAUAGACCCCCAGAAGGGAGUAGGGACAGCGUAUGAGGGCCAUGUCCGGAUCCCUAAGCCGGCGGGAGUGAAGAAAGGGUGGCAGAGAGCACUGGCUGUGGUCUGUGACUUCAAACUGUUUCUUUAUGAUAUCGCGGAGGGAAAAGCAUCGCAGCCCAGCUCCGUCAUUAGUCAAGUGAUUGACAUGAGAGAUGAAGAAUUUUCCGUGAGUUCAGUCUUGGCUUCUGAUGUUAUUCACGCAAGUCGAAAAGAUAUUCCCUGUAUAUUUAGAGUCACAGCUUCCCAGCUCUCAGCACCUAGUAACAAAUGUUCCAUCCUGAUGCUAGCAGACAGCGAGACUGAGAGGAAUAAGUGGGUGGGAGUGCUGAGUGAACUCCACAAGAUUCUGAAGAAAAACAAGUUCAGAGACCGCUCAGUGUAUGUUCCCAAAGAGGCUUACGACAGCACUCUACCCCUCAUUAAAACAACGCAGGCUGCGGCAAUCAUAGAUCAUGAGCGGGUAGCUUUGGGAAAUGAAGAAGGAUUAUUUGUUGUGCAUGUCACUAAAGAUGAGAUUAUUCGAGUUGGUGAUAAUAAGAAAAUUCAUCAGAUUGAACUCAUUCCAAGUGACCAGCUUGUUGCUGUGAUCUCAGGCCGAAAUCGCCACGUCCGACUUUUCCCUAUGUCAGCUUUGGAUGGGCGAGAGACGGAUUUUUAUAAACUGGCAGAGACUAAAGGGUGUCAAACCAUAGCUGCUGGGAAGGUGCGCCAUGGAGCUCUGUCCUGCCUGUGUGUGGCCAUGAAAAGACAGGUCCUCUGCUAUGAACUGUUCCAAAGCAAGACCAGGCACAGGAAGUUUAAGGAGAUUCAAGUCCCAUGUAAUGUCCAGUGGAUGGCCAUCUUCAGUGAACAUCUCUGUGUGGGAUUCCAGUCAGGAUUUCUCAGAUACCCCCUGAAUGGGGAAGGAAGUCCAUGCAAUAUGCUCCAUUCAAAUGACCACACACUGUCAUUCAUUACACACCAACCAAUGGAUGCUAUCUGUGCCGUUGAGAUCUCCAACAAAGAGUAUUUGCUGUGUUUUAGCAGCAUUGGGAUAUACACGGACUGCCAGGGCCGAAGAUCUAGACAGCAGGAACUGAUGUGGCCAGCAAAUCCUUCCUCCUGUUGUUACAAUGCACCGUAUCUCUCCGUUUACAGUGAAAACGCAGUUGAUAUCUUUGAUGUAAACUCCAUGGAGUGGAUACAGACGCUCCCUCUCAAAAAGGUUCGACCUUUAAACACUGAAGGAUCAUUAAAUCUUUUAGGGUUGGAGACCAUUAGAUUAAUAUAUUUCAAAAAUAAGAUGGCAGAAGGGGAUGAACUUGUAGUUCCUGAAACAUCAGAUAAUAGCCGGAAACAAAUGGUUAGAAGCAUCAACAACAAACGGCGUUACUCCUUCCGAGUCCCAGAAGAAGAGAGGAUGCAGCAGAGAAGGGAGAUGCUACGAGAUCCAGAAAUGAGAAAUAAAUUAAUUUCUAACCCAACUAAUUUUAACCACAUAGCACACAUGGGUCCUGGAGAUGGAAUACAGAUCCUAAAAGACCUGCCCAUGAACCCACGGCCUCAGGAAAACCGGACAGUAUUCAGUGGCUCCGUCAGUAUUCCCUCCAUCACCAAGUCCCGCCCUGAGCCAGGCCGCUCCAUGAGUGCCAGCAGUGGCCUGUCCGCACGGUCAUCAGCCCAGAAUGGCAGUGCGCUAAAGAGGGAAUUCUCUGGAGGAAGCUACAACACGAAGCGACAGCCCAUGCCCUCUCCCUCAGAAGGCUCUUUGUCAUCAGGAGGCGUGGACCAAGGAAGUGACGCCCCGGCGAGGGACUAUGAUGGAGAGGACUCUGAUUCUCCAAGGCAUUCCACAGCUUCCAACAGCUCUAACCUGAGCAGCCCCCCAAGCCCCGUUUCACCCCGAAAGACCAAGAGCCUCUCCUUGGAGAGCACAGACCGUGGGAGCUGGGAUCCAUGAGCCCAGGACCAGUGACUCCAGGCAGGGACCCUGAACUCCCACUCUGACAACGCGCCUGGCAGCAGCAUCACCUUCCGCACUGCUGCACCGAGGAUUCCUUCACAGCCAGGCCCGCUUCACCCUUCCCCCAACCCCCAGGUAGCUUCUGUAGACAGACUGCGCAGACGCAGCGCUAAGAGUAGACCGGUUGUGUUCUCACCGUAGCCCUCACGUAGCGCCCAGCAGCCUCCAUGAGCGUCAGCUGACUGUUGCCAGGAAAUAAACCCUCAUGAAUUAAAACAAUGCAUAUUUUACUACAAUACAGAGUUUAAAUAAAUACAUAGAUGUAGACGUUAAAUACUGAAUGUAAAUAGUCAAAGAAGCAUCUCUUGUGUUCGAUGAAAGAUGGAUGCGUAUAUAAGAAAGAUCAUUUAAUUUAAAAAAAAAAAGUGUUGUUUCUUAUCUGUUUCCCAGCUAAGUCAUAAUACAGGGUAGAAAGGCCUCAAGUGACAUUUAUAAAGAGAACAGAAGUCAGGUCCCGGUGGUGUCUGUCCUCAAGCCUAGGCAGGCUGAGGUCACAGGGAAAUCUAAUGUCUGGAGAAGAGUAUCCUUGGUGGAUGUGACCUGGACACCACCAGUGGUGUUGAAGCCACUCCAGGGGCACACUUGCUUCCCAAGGCGUUCUUUCUCCAGUGAUGUUAGAACGUGUCCCCCACGCACAGGUGAAUGUCAAACGGUUGUCACCUUCCAGCCCGUCCCAUAGUAACAGGAAAUCCGUGGCUUCUAAAGAUCAUGGAAUGGUUCAUGCAGCUGCUUUUUUUGUCCUGGCUAAACUCUGCCCCUCUCUAGGUUGCAGUGAGGAGUCUCUGGACUAAGCACACCUUCCCUGUUUGGUUAAGAGUGGUUGAGAACACACUGCUGGGAAAGUCUCUCCUUACUAAAUCAUGUGAAACCUCAGAAGCAUAGAUUUAAACAGCCUUAACCAAAUAUGCCUUCCCACAUGAGGCGACAUGAGGUGGGGCCUGGGCUGUGCUGGCCACCGUGAAUUGUGAGCCAACUUUCCCUCUGGAUAUCUGCUGCCGCUGCUGCACUUGUCCCAAGAAACAAGAGAAGACCAGGACUCCUCUACUCACACGUCUCACCAGCUAAGAACAUGGGAAGGAAAAGGCAGAAAGUGCCCCUGUGAGGGAAGAGGCCCUGCCACUCUUAAUUCUCACACCUCUGGGGCUGGAAAAGCCACUGUUUCUCCCCCACUUUAAGCCACAUCUAAAAUAGAUUUCCAAAGUUGCUAACCUACCCAGCAUGCUGACCUUUGGCACAUCAUGCUGCCAGGCCUUGUGGGUCAGACUCCCCAGUCACACGGCUUUAUGGAAGGUGUUAGUUCAGGGAGGAGAGAUGGUCACAGAAGCACUCCCACUGGGGGCUUCAUAAGCAGCAGCUUUGACAGAUACCCUAGAGCCUCCAGUUUGGGCGGGCACUGUGUCAUUCUAAUCUGAAUGUUUAUCCUUUUGAGAAAGCAUCAUAUAAAAAUGUGUACACCCAAAACAAGGGUCAGGUCUUUAGUUUGGUCAGAGCCCUAUUCUAUCUGGUUGAACUUGGCACUUUGCCUGAAAGCUGGCUCCUCUCCCCUCUGUCCGCUCCUUCUUUCUCCUUCCCUCAGCAGAAACCUGACCAGGCUGAGACAGACUAAACCCCACCCUGAGCCUUUGGUUUGUAGCUGACAACCAGUUGUGAACUUUUGUUGCUUACAGGUGCUUGUUUGUGAAAGAACCCUUUAGAAUCAGUCUGAGCCUCUGCAUCCCCAAAGUCCAGCUCCUCCCCCAGGACCCCUGUGGACUGGUGGGUUUCCCACUGCAGUCAAAGAACCAGGCCUCCUAACUGCAGCCCUGCUGGCCCACAGUGUGAGGCGGAGUUCUCGUAAUGAGGAUGGGCUUACCGGACUCAUCCAGCCUUAUGUGAGAGUGUUCCUGUCAGAAGCUGGGGGAAAGGACGGGCAAAGGUCCUAAUAGGUUUCUAGAAGACAGAAAUAAAGAUUCCUCAGAGCAGCCAAUAACAAAGAUUCCAGUCAAGGCCUUAGGCCCUUCUUCAGGUCACUCUCCCUACCCCAUGCAAGGUAUUUGAAAGUGUGUAGCAGCAGGAAUUGAUCUGGAAAUGGGGGGGAAAACAUUGAUUUCUGAUACAGUGUCUGUGGGUUACUAUUUGGUGCUAUGUUGUCCAACCUGUAUGCUACUGACCCUUUGAAUCCUGGCUAAUCUGUUAGGUGAUUUUUGGGUGAGUAUACAAAACAUAUUAUAGGAUUUGGUUUUAGUUUUUGCCAAAAACAAGAGCCUUCCUAUCAAUGAUUGCUAAAGCAGAUCAUGUAUGUGUGAUUUUAGUUUGUAUGCACAUUCCCUGUGCUUAGCCAUUUGCGUUCUAUCCCAGUGAGCACAGCUUUAAGACUGUGGGGGUGGUGUGGAGGGGGUAACUGCAAAUGACCCGUUUGGCUUUCCAAUGAAUUCCUAUAGCUAAGCUUAGGGAGAGCAUCUGGAAUUCCUGUCUUUCCCACCAGCCUUCCUCAGCUACUCCUCUUUCAUGUUGGAAUCCUGACAUUUUGUUAACUUAGUGGCCACAUUUAUUUCUAGGCAAGUUCGGCUGCCUUGUGUGUGUCCUCAGGUAUCAUUACAGAGAAGCCAGGGCAGAGGCGCAGCCUCCAUUCCCAGUGCAGCAGCCCACAUGCAGCCUUGGCAGUGACCACAGAUUCAGUUCUCACAGCUCAGUGCACCCUGAGUACAGGUGCACUUAACACAGCGGACACCCUGCCACAGGUCAUACUCUGCCAUAGCCCAAGACCACUGGCCCCUUCCAGUCCCUUGGCCCUGCUGCGUAGCAUCUCCUUGUCCCCUUGGCGUGGCUCAGACCUUGUUGGAACCUUCAGUCUUCACAAGGCCAGAGUUCCUCGCAGAGCCCUGCUGCAGUGAGUCUCCUGCCAGCUCCAGCACUCGCUCCCGUCCCAGGGACAGCGUUACACAGAGCCCUACUUCAGUUUUAGACUGACUGCCAUAAGUCAGCCUCGAUGCCACUGAAAACAAAAUGACCUUCUUAUUUGAUAGUGUAACAUUUAUUUUAUAAAUGUCUAGGAUUUUUUCUCAUUGUAAUAUUAUUGUACAGUUUUGCAUGGUCUCAGCGCGAUCAUUUUUGUUCAGAAUGUUAUGCUGACCAUUGUGUGUGUGGAAGGGAAGAUACUGCUUUGGCCUCUUAGUACUCACGUGGUUUGGUUUCGUCCCUGAUGUCCUAGGGAAUUUCCUGACAGCAUCUGCUACCAAACUAUGACGUGGAUCCUUUUGCACAGAACUAUUUAAGGUGGGGUGGUCAAAAAUGUAACAAAGGAUUUCUCACCAAUAUUUUAUGUUGGUAUCACCUAAUUAACCAGACUUUGAUGUACUGCAAUAAAUAAGGAACUGUUA